Messenger RNA from Penicillium cinerascens, 1263 nucleotides. Its product is annotated as heme-dependent oxidative N-demethylase family protein. The annotation marks the transcript as partial. Lineage: Eukaryota; Fungi; Ascomycota; Eurotiomycetes; Eurotiales; Aspergillaceae. The transcript has 5 exons. The record is from RefSeq and is a predicted model, not a curated record.
UCUAUAAUCAUGACGACCAAGUCCCUCCGGGGAACCCUCCUUUCCAUAGCCCCCGCCGAAGAGGUCGUGGGUGUGUUUCUCCUUCUGAACAUCUUCGCCUGGGUCGUUAUUCGUGCUUUCCAGAAAUGGAUGCCCUCCAAUGAGACAAUUAGAGCUGCAUCUCCCGAUCAUUUAGAGAAACCCGCGUCAAGAGGGAAAGUCACAAGGGAACCGGGCAAAUGGCUUGCAUCUGACUUCAAGACACCGACGGCAAGCCCGUACCCCAACUGGGACGUCCACGACUCCAAGCCGAUCCCCUAUCGGCCUUUUAGAUACGGCCCCAAGUACUUUGUGACGUUAGGUCUUAGGAGCAUGAAAUGGGACGAAUGGAUCGAGCUCGACAACCAUUAUCUCAAAUACCACGCCGACAAGAAGAAGCGGAUAGAAGAUCGCGGCGAGAAAUGCUGCAGCACUGCACCAGAGGCGAUGGAUGGCGCCAUUGAGUUAUUGGAAGAACUAUGCGCAUACCUCCCCGAGCGCUAUCCAACCAUGUUCCAAAAGACUCCAACGGGAAUAACCAACACCGUGACCAACGAAACAUUCAAUAUAACCCAACGCCCACUCCCCGAAGAUCCAAUGGCAACAGCAGCACGUCUAGUCCAAGACGAUCUUGCCCUGAUGUUCGAGCGACCCGACGGCGAAUACUACCUGUUGGCCGGGGCAAUCCUUCUCGCUGGAUUCUGGCGCCUGAGCGAUAAAUUCGGAAUGCGCCUAUCAGAGAUCCACACGUCGGGCGACGUGCCUCAAUUCCGCGAGAAACUAGAGAAAGGAAUGAUGAACUUCUUCCGGCGACUCAAGCCCGAAGAACCCGUCCUGCGGAAUAACUAUUUCAUCCAGGUAGACGAUAGUCUGGCAUGGUCGCACAGCAUCGGGCCCGAAGACGCAGAGACGGUAUCGUGGAAUACGGCGGAGAAGAAUAAGGCGAUUGAGAAUCACUUUUUCCGAUCCGAGCGUCAGAGUCUGAGGCGGUUGCCGAAGUCUGGGGCUGUGGUGUUUACGAUCCGCACGUAUUUUGAACCGAUUACGGAGAUUGUCAAGGAGCCAUAUGUGCCUGGACGGUUGGCGAGUGCGAUUCGGAGUUGGGGAGAUGAUGUGUCUAGGUAUAAGGGGAAGGAGAAGUACGAGGAGGUGUUGUUGGAGUAUCUGGAUCAGAAGCAUAGGGAGCAGGUUGAGGGUGGGUUGGAGCUUGAGAAGGAGGAUGAGGUGCGGAAUUAUCCACUUUGA